GCCCGAACCGAACGAACGUAAAAUCAGUCGUUUGCUGGCCGCCGUGUUGAGCACACGUCGGCUCCCGCGCGAAAACAGCUGAGAGAGAUCAUAAGACUGAAAAAGCCUAUAAACAUGGUUUUGUGAUUGUGUUAAAGUAUUUUGUGUUACGAACUUGUGUUUCUUGACAAAAUGUGGGGAGAGAGCAGCAAGAACUGUGAAAACAACUGCCAGUGCUCGGGGUUGAUCACCGAGAGCUUCAGGAUCAACUCGGGCAACAGCGGCACCAAAAGGAAGCAAGAAGAAGCGUCCUCCCACAACUACAAAAUUAAAAUGAACCCACACUCCUUGAACUUCAACCAGACACCCUCACCGAUAGCCACACCGUCCAAGCGCAGAAUCCUCGGGGAAAUACAGAACGUUAACGUCUCACCGUUACUUAGAAAACUCUCACCGUCUAUUGAAAGGUUGAAGAAUUCACCGUCAAUAGACAGAAAUUCACUGUCUCCGUUGACGAGCAGGAGUUUUAAAAGGAGCACGAGUAAGAUUACAAAGAUAUUCGAGGAACGGUCAAAAUUCAAGAUGUCUAAUAAGGAGAAUGAGUUGUCGUUCAGUGAGACGUUCGUCAAACUUGAUGUGGAGGAGGAGACCAGAGAUUGUUCGUUCGGUGAGACCUUCCAGUCGACUAAAACGAGCAACUGGUCCACAACAAAGUUGGAUUUCACCGACACCCUCCCCACCAAACCCUACCACUUAGAAAAGAAAGAGGACAUCUACGUCCCUGAAAAAGACACAGAAAUGGACCCGGACUUCGAAACGCUACACGACCUCGAAGAAGAAUUUGAAAACGACAAUUUUGACGAAUGUACUAAGUACGAAAUCAUUUCUACGGACAGCCCAAAUAUCAUAUCUAGGGGUCGAACGUCUGCAUACAGAAAAGUCGACACUAGAAACUUUGUAUUUGGUGCUCCGAUCGCAGAAAGCGAGCAGUCCACCUCUUUUAACCGACCAAACGCAAACGCAACUAGAAUGUUGAAUUUCGAAGACGAAAACUUCGAGUUUACCUCACCAGCUGCCAAAAGACCAGCGACCAGUAAUUUGUCAGUGAAAAAGUCUCUAAAAUUCACCGAAACACCAACUAAAAAUCCUCUAAGACACGAAAGGAGCGAUUCCAGCAUCGGAUCCAUGAGUUCGUUCUCGUCUCCUGCGUCCAGCAAACUUAGGUUAUUCACGUCUGAAUCCACCACAUCUAUGGAAAGUGGAUUCAUAUCUGAACUAGAAGAACCGUUCUUAGACAUCGAAGAGGCAUCGAACUCACCAAAAAUGGCCAACUUCAACGACUUACUCUCUGGGCAGAUAAAGGACAGUAUUAUACCUGGAGGAUUUUUGAAACGGCCAGCGUUGCACAGGAGUUUGAGUUUUAACCCGGAGAGCAGUAAAGUAAAAGUGUCUCUGUUAUCCAUUUUGGAGAAUCCUCAAGAGAAGAAGUCUCAGAAAAGGACAGAAAGGUCUGAGGAUGAGGAUGUGGUGAAUAAGAGGAGGAAAUCUAACGUUUUGACUCCGGAUGUUGAGAGGGUUCAGAGGCCAGUACUUCAGCGAGCAUUCUCGGAGAAUAAUGCUUCUAUCAUGUCUGCUUUGGCAAGAUCGGCAAUCGAACCGGACCUAAUAGGCGAUUUCAGCCGUCCCUUCGCGCUACCACUGGCCGAGGGAGAACACGCGGACCUCAGAAGCAUAGCACCAGAGACCCUUGCCCAACUGUUAAGAGGAGAAUUUGAUCACGUGGUGUCUGAUUAUCAGGUCAUAGACUGCCGCUACCCGUACGAGUUCGAAGGCGGUCACAUUGCCGGAGCUCGCAACUUAUACACGCACGCGCAAGUUCAAGACUUGGCUCAGAGCGCUCCUCGGGCUCCCAGCAGUGUGUUAGUCUUUCACUGCGAGUUCUCCAGAGAAAGAGGGCCUAAUCUAUCGCGCUACUUACGUUCCUUCGACCGCGCAAAGAACAAGGAAAACUACCCUCAUCUCAACUACCCCGAGGUCUACCUUCUCCACGAAGGCUACCGCGCCUUCUACCAGAAGUAUCCGGAACUGUGCUCGCCGGCCGGAUACACCGCCAUGUUGGAUCCACGCCACAAGCAUCUACUGAGGAAACACAGAUCUAUGAGUAACACCACGUCAUCCACUAACAAUAGGAGGCAACGGCUUUUGCUGUAAGUCGGGGAUUUGAGGACCAGUCUGCGAAAGACCAAGUAGACCAUAGUCUUCGGAUGGUUUUUAAGUUGGAGAAGCUUCUGGGUUGUCCAGUCUGCUUAAAUAUACCUUGGUCUACUAAGAAGACCGAGUAGACCGUAGUCUUCCGCUGGUUUUGUAAGUCGGAGAAGCUUCUGGAAGUCCAGUGUGCUUAAAUAUACCUUAGUCUACUGAGAAGACCGAGUAGACCAUAGUCUUCGGUUGGUUUUAAAG
Molecule: messenger RNA, 2439 nt
Organism: Ostrinia nubilalis (European corn borer)
Lineage: Eukaryota; Metazoa; Arthropoda; Insecta; Lepidoptera; Crambidae
Gene: Cdc25
Product: M-phase inducer phosphatase-like
Exons: 6
Coding region: 172-2190 (672 amino acids)
Biological process (GO): positive regulation of G2/M transition of mitotic cell cycle; protein dephosphorylation; G2/M transition of mitotic cell cycle
Cellular component (GO): nucleus; cytoplasm
Molecular function (GO): protein tyrosine phosphatase activity
Source: RefSeq, a predicted model, not a curated record